Messenger RNA from Panicum virgatum (switchgrass), 1762 nucleotides. RefSeq names its product lecithin-cholesterol acyltransferase-like 1. Bases 352 to 1596 code for a protein of 414 amino acids. The record is from RefSeq and is a predicted model, not a curated record. Gene Ontology annotation, biological process: lipid metabolic process. The transcript has 2 exons. NCBI's taxonomy places the organism in Eukaryota, Viridiplantae, Streptophyta, Magnoliopsida, Poales, Poaceae.
AGCAACUACAAAUAGCGAGUGAUUACUUCAUCCAGCACAGAGACACCAGAGGACGCCAGCGUCCGAGGGUGUACACUCCCACUGACGUCCUCGCUGCUGUCACCGUGCUGGAGAGCAGACAAGAUCUCGAUCGGGGGCAGACCGGCAGAUGCCGCAUUUGCCAUCAUGAUCUGGAACACGCGACGCGCAUUUGUACCACUACCACCACGUAUGAACUGCGCCAGGACACGGUUGUUGUUCGACGCCGAUCCCACGGUGGAAACAGCGCAAGCCACUACAACUGUCGCCGGCGGCCCAGCCCAGCCGUAGAAAUACAGCACGCUCCCGUCGGAGGGUUUCAGCAUCGGACCCAUGGCUCUCGUUCCUCCGCUCCUCGUCGUGGCGGCGCUGCUGCCGCUGGCUCUGCCGCUCGGGGGCGCCGCCGGGGACCUGCACCCGGUCGUGCUCGUGCCGGGCUACGCCUCCAACCGGCUCGAGGCGACGCUGACGGCGGCGUACGAGCCCCCGGCGCCCGCGUGCGCGGGCCGGCAGGGGUUGUGGUUCCCGCUGUGGCCCAACCACACGGCGACGCGCGACGCCAGCCAGGUCCCCUGCUUCGCGGACCAGAUGAGCCUCGUCUACGACGCCGGCGCCGACGACUACCGCAACGCCGACGGCGUGGUCACCCGCGUCCCGUCCUUCGGCUCCGCGCGCGCCCUCAUCGGGUGGGACCAGCUGGUGCGGCAGCUGGAGGGCAUGGGCUACCGCGACGGCGAGACCCUCCUCGCCGCGCCCUACGACUUCCGCUACGCCGUCGCGCCGCGGGGCCACCCGUCGGCGGUGGGCGGCCGCUACUUCCGCGACCUCGGGCGCCUCAUCCGGGCGAGCGGCCUCCGCCGGGGCCGCCCGGCCGUCCUCGUCGCGCACAGCUUCGGCUGCGCGCUCACGUACCAGUUCCUCCUCUCCCGCCCGCUCCCCUGGCGCCGCCGCCACGUCAAGCACGUCGUCUUCCUGGGCUCCGCGCUCGGCGGGUUCGCGCCGGGGAUGUACGUGCUCGCCGCCGGCACCGACUACGGCCUGCCGGGCGUCACGCGGCCGUCGAUGCUCCGGCUGGCGCGGAGCCAGCAGAGCGCCCUGUGGCGCCUGCCCACGCCGCUGGUGUUCGGGGACCGCCCGCUGGCGGUCACCAGGAGCGGCACCUACACGGCGCGCAACAUGUCGGCGUUCCUCGACGCGAUCGGCUUCCCCGACGGGGUGCGGCAGUACCAGACCCGGGUGCUGCCGAUGUGGGAGGCGCUGCCGCCGCCGAUGGUGCCGGUGACCAGCGUCAUCGGGGUCGGGAUCAGGACACCGGAGACGUACGUGUUCGGGGCGGACGGUUUCGAGGGGGAACCCGAGGUGGUGUACGGCGACGGGGACGGGGACAUCAACCUGGUGAGCCUCGCGGCCGUCGAGGACUGGGCCGGGGUAGAGGGGCAGGCCAUGGAGGUCGUCAGGCUCCCGGGCGUGCACCACGGUGGCUUCUUCAGCGUCGAUGCCGCUGUCGAGAGGGUAGUCGAUGAGAUACGCAGGGCAGCAGGAGGAAGCAUAGAGCUCGAUCGGAAAUUCAGUAUCUGAGCGACUAUACUAGCAUACUGCAAUCCAACUUGUGGCAGCUGAACAGUGGUGUCGGUGGUGAGAUCAUCGUCGGGGUUUUUUUUCUUCUUUUCGAACAGACUAUUCAUUGCAACUUGUAAGUCCGGUUACCAGCAGAACCCUCGGCAUACCUCGGUUACAAGCAGAA